Molecule: messenger RNA, 1628 nt
Organism: Daldinia vernicosa
Lineage: Eukaryota; Fungi; Ascomycota; Sordariomycetes; Xylariales; Hypoxylaceae
Product: ribonuclease H-like domain-containing protein
Exons: 2
Coding region: 16-1572 (518 amino acids)
Biological process (GO): rRNA processing; ribosomal large subunit assembly
Cellular component (GO): nucleus
Molecular function (GO): exonuclease activity; nucleic acid binding
Source: RefSeq, a predicted model, not a curated record
GGAAUCAUCAUCAUCAUGACGCAGGCUACGGGAUCCUGCGAGAGACGGUGCGAUUGCGCACGAGUCUUCAAAGAUAUAAAAGCGAUAACAAAUCAUAUCAAGGAUACGGGACAUAUGGAAGCGAAAUGGUGCACGGAAUGCUCUCGUUUGUUUGGUUCUAAGGAUGCACUUGCACUGCAUAAGGCGACUGCCGCAAAACACAAGAGCAAUACGACUGCAACUGCAACUGCAACUGCAAGUGCUACUACGACCGUCACCGCGACUGCCAUACCGAAGACCAACGUUAAGUCCAAGGCUAAGGCUAAGGCCACUGCCUCCGAUAAUAAAUCUCAGAUAGAUAAACCCACCGUCACUUCCAACAAACCUGCAAAUAAACCCUCAAGCAAACCUACCGGAAUUACCACUGCCACCACCACCACCACUAACGCUACUACCAUUACUAAACCUCCUAAGCCAUCUCAGAGCGAUAAAGGAAAGAAUCUCUCCAAGGGUCCUAAAGCCGUUAUCUCGAGUAAAAGCACCACGAUGCAGAGCUCAACGGCAGGUGUAUAUACACCCCCAAAGCCGGCCCUAGCCGUGCCCUCGGAUCCUAUUACAAGCAAAUAUCCGUGGUCGUCAGAGAAGCAAACCCCAACCUUGAUCAAGUCUUUAUCACCCUGUUGUCACGAUGAAGCGUGUUUGAUAGACGAGAACUAUUACACAGGCACUUGGACAGGCCGAAAAUGGAAGCAUAUCAAUAUCGGAAGAUUCCUCCCAACCCCUAUGAAAGUAAAAGGGAUAGCAAAACGUAAGGCUCUUGUCAUCGACUGUGAGAUGGUUGGGAUCUCGGGAGGAAGAAGCGAACUCGCCCGUGUUUGCAUUGUCGACCUUUUCACCAGGGAAGUCCUUGUAGACUCCCUUGUGCUUCCCUCCGAGAUCGUCAGAGACUGGCGAACACCGUACAGCGGCAUAACCCCAGCUAUGAUGACUCAGGCUCGGCUCAAUGGAACGGCUCUGAACGGGUGGCCAACCGCGAGGACUAAGCUUUUCGAGCUUGCUGACGCGGACACAAUACUCAUAGGACACGCGCUCAACCAUGACUUGCAGAGCAUGCAUGUCAUUCAUAACAGAGUUGUCGAUUCCGCCAUCCUAGUUGCGGAAGCCGUUUUCGGAAGGGGCAAUAGACUAUGUCGCCAAUGGGGGCUGAAAGUGUUGUGUCAAGAACUGCUGGGCAUCACAAUACAGUCGUCCAAACCUGGUCACGACUGCUUGGAGGAUACGCUCGCAUCCCGAGAGAUCGUGCUAUGGUGUUUUAGAGAGCGUGAGAAGCUGGCGGCCUGGGCUAAGGAUGCCUUAGUCAAGUACGAGACUGAGAAGCAGAAGAGAGAAGAGCGCCAAAAGGCAAAGGCCCAAGAGCUAGCGUUGAAGAGAGAGAAAGAGAAAGAGAAGGAAAAGGAAAAAGAGAAGGAAAAGGAAAAGGAGAAGACGAAAGCUAAUCGUUCUUACUACCAGCCUUGCGAAGUAAUGAGUUGGGACGAUUUCCUCGAAGCUUGCGACUACCCUCCUGGAUAUGAUCCGUCGUCGUCUUACUAAAGGCGAAAAGGACUACCUAUCGUACCUUUCAAUAAUAGAAGGACCGCCGAUCACGU